Messenger RNA from Theileria equi strain WA, 264 nucleotides. RefSeq lists its product as hypothetical. The coding region runs from base 1 to 264 and encodes 87 amino acids. Gene Ontology annotation, biological process: mitotic spindle assembly; gamma-tubulin complex localization; microtubule nucleation by interphase microtubule organizing center. The transcript has a single exon. The record is from RefSeq and is a predicted model, not a curated record. NCBI's taxonomy places the organism in Eukaryota, Apicomplexa, Aconoidasida, Piroplasmida, Theileriidae. Gene Ontology annotation, cellular component: centrosome; spindle; gamma-tubulin ring complex.
AUGGAUUAUAGCAAAUAUUCAAGUAAAAUCUCGGCGGAGAAGGCACAAAAAUGGGUAGAGUCGGAAGAAAACGGUAAAGCGCAGGAGAAUCUCCCAGAUUUGAUCCAUCAAAUCUCAAAACUGCUGGAUACCGGACUCGAUCGCGAAUUUCUCAACCUUUUGGUCAAGCUCUGCAAGCAAGGUGUGAACCCUAACGCCCUGGUUCACAUCCUGAGGAGGCUGAUGCACAAGCGCCACGCAUUUCUCUCAAACAGCGAAGGAUGA